ACAAGCACCUUUAUCUUCAGCUCAGGCACCAGCAUCUCCCAAUACGACUGCAGAAACUGAGGCACUACAAGCUCUUCAAGAUCUCCUAGAAGAACAGGAUACAUCAAAUACGGAUAUGUGGACCACUUUCUAAAACCCCUUGUUGAGUCUCUACCAUCUCAUGUCAAGGAUACCACAGAUAUCCUAAAAAGAAUGGACGAUGUUCAAUUGGACAACGAAACCCUUCUGGUCACCUGUGAUGUGGAAGCUCUGUAUACAUCAAUCAGACACACGGAUGGAUUGGCGGCAACCCAAUUUUACCUAAUGAUGUCGGAUUUAGACCCAGAACUGAGGCACGGCAGAAGAGUUGUCCACGUUUAUGACAUAUCUGAAUACUAAUGAACUAAACAUAAAAUUGACCUAUAAAUGGGGGAGGUCGAAAAUGGAGUUCCUGGAUGUAUUGUUUGAUGUUGACCAAGAUGGUUAUAUCUCAACAGAUGUGUAUCGCAAAAAAACCUCUACCAAUACUCUUCUUCACGCUUCCUCUUCUCACCCCCAUGCACUUGUCUCCAAUAUCCCGACAGGUCAGUUCCUGCGAAUCCGACGGAUUUGUUCCACGGAUGAACACUUUGAAAAACAGGCUAAUGAUCUAUCUCUACGCUUUCAGGAACGGGGAUAUCAAGAAAGGGAUAUCACCAGAGGCUAUGCACGAGCUAAGGAUACACCACGAGGCAAUCUGCUUACCCAGUCCAAAAGGAAAAAGGGAAAUGACCAGAGAAUUCCGUCGGAGAAUACGGGAACAUGUCCUAGGAAUUGAAGCAGCCAAGGAGGAAAUAGAUCUACAGAAGCUAAAAACCAUACCCCGCCACUUUCGUCAGUACCAUGAUUGCAACAGCACCCUCUUCAAGGGUUUCAAAAUUGGUCCCGUAUCCAAAAGAGUCUGGAAAUUUGAAGAGAGCAUUGAUGACCAUCAGCAGCAAAGCACUUGUCACUUUAUUGAGUAGAGCCACCAGUAAUCGGGUACUAUAGGAAUUAUUGUUAUACAUAGUAUUGUUGAAUAAAAUUAUUGAUAUAUAUUCCUCUGUCUUUGGAGGUGUUGAUUAACAGUCGUUUUGUCUGAUACACUUCGACAUAUAUACAUACAGCCACUAAUUAUCUAAUUUUUAUACAUAAUAAAUGUUUAUAUUGUUCAUACACCUUUAGUACACGAUAGGCUAUGGGGUACAUCACUUCUCCCAUUUAACACCACUAACACCUAAGUUCGCACAUAUACUAUUUGUAUUUACUAUAUAAACUACUUUUAUAUAUGUCAAUCAUUCACUAUACACCUUAAUAAAUCACAUAUCUUCACUUAUACACACUUAUCACUUAAACCCCCUUUUUUUCGCUUCUAUUAGCGAAGAAUUCAGUCAGCAACAUAGCAACAUUAGGUUCAUUAUCUUGUAUGUGUCACCUUUUUUGCACUGUUUUUUUCACUUUUUUCACAUUUUCCUUUGCAUGUCUCACUUAUAUUCACUUGCACUUUUGUGGCACUUUUCACUAUUUUAUUAUAAUUAAUGAAAA
Hyla sarda is the source of this 1542-nucleotide messenger RNA. RefSeq lists its product as uncharacterized. The transcript has 5 exons. Lineage: Eukaryota; Metazoa; Chordata; Amphibia; Anura; Hylidae. Bases 435 to 983 code for a protein of 182 amino acids. The record is from RefSeq and is a predicted model, not a curated record.